Messenger RNA from Menidia menidia (Atlantic silverside), 2558 nucleotides. NCBI's taxonomy places the organism in Eukaryota, Metazoa, Chordata, Actinopteri, Atheriniformes, Atherinopsidae. The record is from the annotation of a GenBank genome assembly.
CAGUCAGCCUAAAGGUGGGUGGAAUUUGCUUUAGCUAAUUGAAACUCUUUGAUGCCGCGUGUUUGUUUGAUACAGGACUAAUUCACGAAGUAACACAACUGUCAGAGAAAACUGUUUUGUACCGUUUUGUGAUGAUACUUGUCAAUUUAUCCAGCUUCAUUUUGUACACGUUUUCUCCCAUUUAAAAAAAACUGCAAGCUAACAGGAUUAGCUCAUUUAUGCUAUGUUACCGAUUCUCUAUGUUUACAGGGACAGACCAGCUCCUCUUUAGCCACCUCACCUGCUGUGUCCUGUUCAUGCUGCUACAAAAGCUGCUGGGAGUUUCUUAGAAUCAGGGAAAUUGAGCUUCUUCCUUCAGGUCUCUUCAUCACAUCUUAACUUCACCUAUCAGCAUGAGUGACCCUUGGCAGGAGUGUAUGGACCUUUGUGUUGAGGUCACCAAAAGGGCUGGGAAGAUGAUCCGUGAGGCGCUCCAAAAGGACAUUGCAGUCAUGCAGAAGAGCUCACCAGUUGACCUGGUGACCGAGACGGACCAGAAAGUGGAGCAGCUCAUUAUAUCUUCCAUCAAGGAAAAGUACCCAACGCACAGGUACCCUGCUUCUCUGGGACGCUCCUCUGCUUCCUUCUAUGUCAUUCUGGUCGUGCCUGAGAAAGAGCUGUGGUCCAAAAAUGCGAUUUUCUUCAUAGGUGAGGAGUCAGUGGCUGCAGGCGCCCCCAGCGUUCUGACCGACAAUCCCACUUGGAUCAUCGACCCUAUUGAUGGCACCACUAACUUUGUUCACAGGUUCCCAUUUGUGUCUGUAUCAAUUGGCUUCGCAGUGAAGAAAGAGAUCGAGUUUGGGAUUGUCUACAGCUGCAUCGAGGACAAAAUGUACACUGCACGGAAAGGAAAGGGCGCGUUCUGCAACGGAGUCCCGAUCAAGGUGUCCGGUCAAGAAGAUGUGACCAAAUCUCUGGUGCUGACAGAAAUGGGCUUCAAGAAGGAUCCUGAGCACUUCAAAAUAAUGUUGGCCAACGUCAAGACCAUCCUCACUAUCCCUGUUCAUGGAGUGCGCUCGCCCGGCAGCGCGGCUGUCAACAUGUGCCUGGUGGCGUGCGGGGCGGCGGACGCGUACUACCACAUGGGCAUCCACUGCUGGGACAUGGCCGGGGGGGCGGCGGUCGUUACCGAAGCCGGAGGAGUAAUCAUGGACAUCUCAGGCGGACCGUUCGAUCUGAUGUCCCGCAGGCUGAUCGUGGCGAGCAGCCGGGCGAUAGCCGAGCGCAUCGCAAAGGAGGUAACGGAGUUUUCCGUGGGCAGGGACGACACAGAGGGCUAAAGAAUCCCAUCAGAUAACCAAACAAGUCUCAAGUGUCCCUUAAGAACCAAAAAAAUGCACUUACCUCUGAAGGACAGUGAAUUAGUUCAACUCCUACCCUUCUUUUUAAGUUGUUGUUGUACUUCAGCUCACAGACAUUGAGGCUUUUGUUGCUGCAUUUUUAAAAAAUCACUUAACCGCUCCAUAUCUGUUCUCACUUACCUGACUGAAGCCGAGACAAGGAAAAAAGGCAUUUCUCCAUAAAUGACCUCAACAGCUACAGCUUAAUGUUCAGGGUUGACCAGUGGCGUUGCUUUUUCCCUGCGAAAUACGUCGAUUUAACUCGGAAAGAGGUGUUUUUUUUUAAAGUGUCCCCGUCAUAACCGGUUUGCACAAUACUUAGGAUUAGGAUGUGUGCACCAGUAAGUUCACAUUAAACUGUUGUGCUGUGUAACCGUCCACAUUAAGAUAACACCUCAAACACACAGCAGGUGUAAGAAGUGCAGUGUAUGCAAGUGUAAUGUGUUUUUAAAGUAUGUAAUAAAUGAAGUGAAUAAAAAGCACUAUAAAUAUCCCCGUUACCUCCGACCCGCCCCUGAUUUAGGCUAACGUGAGCAGUCAUGUAACCGCAGCACAGCAUUGGCAUGCAGGCACAUGUUAUCGUCAUAAACUGGGGACGGAGCAGUUUAUUGGCAGCAGAACCGGAGUCUGUGAGGGAAUGUUUCUGCAGGAAAUAUGCUGACAAGCCAAAGUGCAAUCCCUAUGAACAUGAGAGUGUCAUGACUCGUCCCGUUGAAAUAUGUAAUUCAUUUGUUAAAGAGAAAAAAAAGAACAAGUAAGAAAAACAAAGACGUCUCUCAUGUUGUUGCUUCAUUCAAACAUUCUUGUAAAAUUCUCCUCCUCCACUGCGAGAACACAAAAGGCUCCUUUGCCUCUGCACAUGUUGCUGUGAACUCCCUCUUUAUUCCAAACUCCUCCAAGCUCAAACGUCACUGUGGCCCGAAUCUACGAUGUGUUGCUUUGACCUAGAAAAAAAACGAGAUAAAUCCAUAAAACGAAAAGCAUUAACGAGGGGGAAGGGUCUCUGGUGGCUAACAGGAAAAACCAAAUAAAGAAAAAAAGCAGGGUCUCUUGGACAGGAAAAUGUCAGGAAAAGAACACCGUGUUGUUAUUUAGAUAAAAGCCGUGGCACCAUGUGGAAUUCUCCACUGCUUUGCCUACUAACUUCUCAGUCGGAGUCACAGACUCUGCACCCGCUCA